Molecule: messenger RNA, 1963 nt
Organism: Coregonus sp. 'balchen'
Lineage: Eukaryota; Metazoa; Chordata; Actinopteri; Salmoniformes; Salmonidae
Source: the annotation of a GenBank genome assembly
GAAGCAACAGUAUCUGGCCCAGUCAGCAGCAACCAGGAUGUCCUGUCUGGCCGACACAGCCCGGCCAACAGCCCACCCAACCCCAGCCCCCAUCCUGCUGGCCUGGUCCUCAACCAUCCCAACCAGCCCCAGCUCUAGCUCAACCCCAGCCCAUGCCUUGCUUUCCUGGGCAGCCGAACACCCGCUGCUGGCCUGGGCCACAGCCAUCCCAACCAGCCCCAGCUUCGGCUCAAAACUGGCCUGGGCCACAGCCAUCCCAACCAGCCCCAGCUCCAACCCAAAACUGGAACUGGCCUGGUCCUCAACCAUCCCAACCAUCCCCAGCUCCAGCCCAAAACUGGCCUGGUACCCAACCUCAACCUAUCCAACCAGCCCCAGCCCAUCCCUGCCAGCCAUGCUGGCCUGGACCCCAGCCUCCCCAAUUACAGCCCCAGCCUGCACCCCAGCCUUAUCAACCUCCAGCCCCAGCUCCAAUUCAAGCCCAGGCCCAGGGCCCCAGCCAGCCCAGUCCCCGAGGGUGGCCAGUCCCAGGCUUUAACCCAGGCGUUAACCCAGGGUCUGGAUGGCCAUUCGGCCCUGGUCAGGACCCAGGUGGACAGUCUGGUUGGCCUGAUCAGGACCCAGGUGGCUUCACACCUGCUCCACAGUGGAAUCCGACACCAACUGGACAGGUGAGAGACAAGGAGGGAGGGAGGGAGCGUCAGUGGAUGGAGGGAGGGAAUUGACAUAAACAUUGUGCUGGUGUGAAGAUAGUGCCAUAUCCUAAAUGUCUGUGUGUUGGUGUAUAGAAUGUGCCCUACAACCUGAACCUACAAAGAGGCAUCUACGACAAGAUGAUGAUCACCAUCAUGGGCCAGGUCAAACCAAACGCUAAGCAGUGAGUUCAUCAACUACCAUAGUCUACUGGGAUUAAUAAGAUCCCUGAGAUACCCAGUGGAAUCAUUGGAUGUACAGUACACAUUACCAGUAUGUUAUUUGAACACAGCUGAUGUAAUAAGUCAUUUUACUAUAUUGAAUGUCAGCUGCCUUCAAUACAUCACGGUCCUGGAAGAGUGGGCCUAUCAACCUGAUGACUGUGGUUUUUCACUAUCUAAUGUCUUGACCUGUGCUUUUAUCAAUAUGAUCAAUUAAACUGUAUUGAUUGAUCCUAACUUCUUUAGGUUCACAGUGAACUUCCUGCGAGGUAAAGACAUUGCAUUCCACCUCAACUCUCGGUUCAACGAAGGGGGCAAGCAGGCAGUGGUGAGGAACCACAAGGUGGGAGAGCGCUGGGGGAAGGAGGAGAGGCACACACAGGGAGGCUUCCCCUUCAUGGCAGGACAGUCCUUCGAGGUCAGUGGGAAUAUUAUUUAUAGCAGUGCAACUCUAGCCUAUACUGUACUGACUAACAACUCUAGCCUAUACUGUGCUGACUAACAACUCUAGCCUAUACUGUACUGACUAACAACUCUAGCCUAUACUGUGCUGACUAACAACUCUAGCCUAUACUGUACUGACUAACAAAGGGAAUAUAGAACAGUAUAGUGUGUAAGCUAUUAUUAAUAUUACCGUUGGCUGGUUGGUUUUUCUUUAUCUCUGCUAGUGAUGGCAAUUACAGGGAUAAAGUAGUUAAAGCAGGUUAUAGAUCAGCACUGUGGGAUAUCCUCUACCUCAAGUAUUUUCCUUUUUCUGGUGAAAGCUUUUGUUGAGUCGAUGUACUGUUGAAUGUUCGAGAGGUGGUCAGAUGUAGCUUUCACAGACCUUUAUUUAACCAGGUUAUUUUGCAAAGACAAUCUUGCCACCAGUGUUUGUCUGUCCUGUGUUUCAGAUGAAGAUUUUGGUUACGUCCGGCGAGUUUAAGGUGGCUGUGAACGGAACUCAGCUGUUUGAGUUUAAACACCGCAUCAGAGAACUCAACCAGAUCGAUCGCAUCAAUAUCCUCCAUGAUGUCAUCCUCACCUCUGUCAACGUAGACACGAUACCA